Molecule: messenger RNA, 831 nt
Organism: Ogataea philodendri
Lineage: Eukaryota; Fungi; Ascomycota; Pichiomycetes; Pichiales; Pichiaceae
Exons: 1
Coding region: 1-831 (276 amino acids)
Cellular component (GO): intracellular anatomical structure
Molecular function (GO): oxidoreductase activity, acting on NAD(P)H, oxygen as acceptor
Source: RefSeq, a predicted model, not a curated record
AUGCUAGGAAAAGAAAAAAUUGAUUACUCAACCAACUCAACGUUGCCCACCAGCAGAAAGCUGGAAACUGGCCUCCCCGGGAAGGUGAUUCUUAUCACCGGUGCCAAUACAGGAAUUGGUGCUGCAAUAGCCAAAGGGUGCUUAGAUGCAGGAGCCAAAUCAGUGUACUCGCUUGAUCUCAAAGAACCAUCCGGUACCAAUGAAUUUGUGACUGUUCAGGCUGAAUAUCCUGGACAAGCUUUCUAUUUGAACGGCGAUGUGACUAAGAUCGAAACUCUACAAAAAGCAUUUGCUACCGUUCUAGAGAAGGAAGAGACAAUUGACGGGGUUGUUGCUAAUGCGGGCGUCACAAUCCGUAAAGGGGCUCUUGAGUACACCCCGGAAGAAUGGGACUUCAUCAUCAACGUUAACCUCAAAGGCGUUGUGAACACAUGUAAUGUGGCUGUUGACACGUUUCUAUCGUUGAGAAAACCAGGCAGUAUAGUUGUUACAGCAUCGAUGGUGUCUCAUGGAACCAACAAAUCGGCACCAUCUCUUCCUUAUCAAGCCACUAAAUCUGCGAUUCUCGGAGUUGUGAGAGGUUUUGCUGCAGAAUUCGGUCCUCAAGGAAUCAGAAUCAAUUGCGUUUCUCCGGGUUACAUCCAAACAGCUCUCACAACAUACCAUCUCACUGAUGAUAUGUGGGAUUACAAGCUUGGAAUUUGGGGAGGCCUUCAUAGACUUGGUGAACCAAGAGAACUGGCUGGUACCUACGUUUACUUCUUGUCCGAUGCAUCUAGCUUCACAUCUGGUGUUGACAUUAAGGUUCACGGUGCUACUGACGCGUGGUAG